Messenger RNA from Trichobilharzia regenti, 771 nucleotides. The record is from the annotation of a GenBank genome assembly. Lineage: Eukaryota; Metazoa; Platyhelminthes; Trematoda; Strigeidida; Schistosomatidae.
GUGCCGUUGAGACAACGCACCCACUUUGCAAUAUAAUAUUAUGUGCAUUCCAUGUUUCACGUGCUAUGCGUAAGAAGACAAAAAUUAAACUUGUUAGGCAGUAUGUAUCGCGUAUGAUUCGCGAGGAAUCAAUUCAUGGAUUCUACACAUACCUCGGUCUCAUACGGCAUCUGGAUCCCCGUUUUGCGACGUAUAUACACAGACGCUGGCUGCCUUUGAAGAAACUAUGGGCAGCAUCAUUCAACCGUAAUAUUUUGUCACUUGGCAAUAACACAAACAAUCGCGUUGAAAGUUUGCACAGACUGAUGAAAAGGAAUUUGUCAAGAGCUGUUACUCUACACAAGUGUAUGUGGGAGGUAUACCGGUGGAGUGACAGGAGACUGAGGAGAAUUGAUGGCGAGCGAGAUGUGAAGAUUAGAGUGGUGGACAACAGGAUACGUGGUUUGCAGGCCUUACUGUCAAAAUUAACAGAGUAUGCUGGAAGAAAGGUUGUUGCAGAUUUUAAAACAGUAAGAAGGGCCCGCAUUGACAACCGUAUUUCUCAAAACGUAUUUUUCGUCGACGGAUUCACACAUCCAGUAGUUGAUAUGGCAAGAGGCACUUGUACUUGCCGGGUGUUCACCACCUGUAGGUAUCCAUGUCGUCAUAUGGUAAUUGCUCAUCUCACUUAUCCACAUUUUGAAAGUAAGUCUGACGUACAAUUACCUGACAUUACAGUUGAUCGUGUUCUGUAAUCUACAGCUGAUUUUUAUGUUGACGCCGUAUACAUAA